AAAGAAAUCAGAAAAAGAAAGGGGAAAUAAAGGAGCCCCCCCCAAGGCGAAGAGAGAGAGAAAGAAGGGGUCUUCAGUCUCUCUUCACUUCACUGUCUCUCUCUCUCUCUCUCUCUUCUCUCUCCUCUCUUUUUCUCUCCUUCUCUGCUUGGGGCUGAGCUCCCCACACCUUGCACGCCUUUACGCUCACAUAUUCAAUUCAAUCCGCCUUCAAAGUCCUCGCCUUUACUCUUUUUCCUUUUUACCCUUUUCUUGUCUCUCUCCCCUCUCCUUUGGCCCCUCCCCCCCUCCCCCUCCCUCACAUUUUUUUUCCCCUCUCCCUUGCGUUUUCCCUUUUGUCUUGCCCCUCUUAGAUUUGAGAAAUCUAGGGUUUCGGCUUUGCAUGGUGUACGCGGGCUCCGACCAGCUGAGGUGCUCUGGUUGCUCGCGUGCUGGCGCAUUUCGUCUCGACAAGGUCUGGUUUUGUGUCUCUGGCGGCGGAAAGAUGGAGACUUUCUGCUGAAUCUGCUCUUUAGAUUUCGUGGGUGGAGGUUGAAUUCUUGUUUUGAGCUGAAAUUUGCGCAUUGCAUCGGUAGGGCCGUCGUUAGACCUUGUGUUUGCUAGGUUUGUUUUUGGCAGAUCCCUGAUAGAACUUGGAUUUGUCUGUCUCUGGGUGUCAAUCUCUCUUUUCCAUCGUGAGGUUCCUGUACUUUUUUUUAGCUUUUGCUGGUCAGAGAUUCACCCUCUUGUAAAACCCUUGAACGUGUAUGAUCUUGACUUGAGCUAGUAAAAUUAGGUGUUGAUUUGGAAGCAUUCUGCGUCGGUCCAAGCCAUCUUUUUUCUAAGUUGAUAGGAGGUAAAGACACUAGCUUUAGACAUUGUAAAUGCAUGGAUGGGCGAGAAGCCAUGGCUAUGUCUGGUGGGUCAGCUCAGUAUUUCAUACACAGAGGAGUGGCGUUAAGUGGAGCAGAAGCCAGUGGGUUGAAUGCCCCGCCAGUUUUUAGAGCAUUGACGAAUCCUCAUGUUCAGGCUCAGUCCAAUGUCCGGUCCAGCUUAGGCGGACCGGUAUAUGCAGCUGAACCAUCCAAUGCCAAUUUCUCUCAUGGCAUUAAUAUGGGGAUGUCCUCUGCGAUGCCAUCGAGUGAGCCGGUAAAGAAAAAGAGAGGGAGGCCUCGGAAAUACGGGCCUGAUGGGAAGGUUCCUUUGGGGCUUUUGCCUAUGUCUGCUACACCUUCAAAUGCUUCUUCUGGUUCACUUACAGAGUCUCAGAAACGGGCCCGGGGAAGGCCACCUGGAAGUGGGCGGAAGCAACGGUUAGCUGCAACUGGUGAAUGGAUGAACAGUUCAGCUGGAAUUGCUUUUGCCCCACAUGUGAUCACCGUAGGACCAGGGGAGGAUGUUGCUGCUAAGGUAUUAUCUUUCGCCCAGCAAAGGCCAAGAGCUGUAUGCAUAUUAUCAGGGAGUGGUACAGUUUCCGCUGUAACUCUACGGCUGCCUGCGUCUUCUGGUGAAACAAUCACAUUUGAGGGCCGCUUUGAGAUAUUAUGCUUGUCGGGAUCUUAUUUAGUUGCUGAAGAUGGUGGACCCCGCAACCGCACAGGUGGAAUAAGUGUUUCACUUUCAAGUCCUGAUGGACAUGUCGUUGGUGGCAGUGUUGCGAUGCUUGUUGCAGCUAGCCUGGUUCAGGUUGUGGUGUGCAGUUUUGUAUACGGCAAUUCUAAGCCAAAGAACAAAGAGUUGGCUGCUCAUGCAGUUGAUGAGGACACUAAACCUAAGGUUGCUGAUAAUAAAGCUAUUGUCCCGAGCAAUGCUCCUUCACAAAGCUACACUCCAUCCCCAGUAGGCAUUUGGCCCGGAUCACGACAGCUUGAUUUGAAGAGCCUCCAAACCGGUAUUGACUUGACCCGUGGUUGAAGAAUUGACUCUUUGCUGCAACAGACACAUAUCAGGUUUUGUAUAUAUGUGUUGUUGUAUAUUGAACCAAAAUUUCUAGAUCAUAGGAUGUAGAAUUUGCCUUGAUAUUACGUUGGAGGCUGAUGGAUUAUUGCUAACUUAUUCUAGUAACGAGGUCCAUUUUCAUGGCAAGGAGCUAUGUCGUGUCUUUGAGGGUAGAGUUUCUUGUUUAAAAUGCUAAUCUGCAUCAACGUUUCGUUUGGUAAA
Molecule: messenger RNA, 2139 nt
Organism: Syzygium oleosum
Lineage: Eukaryota; Viridiplantae; Streptophyta; Magnoliopsida; Myrtales; Myrtaceae
Product: AT-hook motif nuclear-localized protein 5
Exons: 5
Coding region: 868-1893 (341 amino acids)
Molecular function (GO): minor groove of adenine-thymine-rich DNA binding
Source: RefSeq, a predicted model, not a curated record